Molecule: messenger RNA, 2418 nt
Organism: Purpureocillium lilacinum
Lineage: Eukaryota; Fungi; Ascomycota; Sordariomycetes; Hypocreales; Ophiocordycipitaceae
Source: RefSeq, a predicted model, not a curated record
AUGCCGUCUCCUGGCAUCCUUGUGCCGGCGCACUACAUUCUAGCCUCCUUCACCGAUGCACCCCUCUCAUUGACCGUUUUCGACCUGCAUCCCCCCGUCGCGCUUGCUUCCGUUCACGGCUUCGACUGGCCCAUGGGACACAUUCCAGUAGAGAUAUUCGACAUCAUUGUCUCUCACCUCCCUCGCUCCGACGUCAAGACCCUGCGCCUUGUUUGCAGAGAGUUUGAAGCCAAGGUCUCGGCCAGCUACUUCCGCAAUGUCGUCGUCCCGUUCACGGCCGAGAUCUACUCGCGCCCCGACAAUGCCUUCUCCAGCGGCAUGCGCAUUUUCCGGUCCUUUGGCCCCCACGUCCUUCGAUUCGCGCUGUCGCUGGAGGUAAACGAGGACGCCCUCGCCGCGCCGCCCGUCAAGUUGACGCAACGGGCCAUCCCCACCUUUUGGGGCAUCUAUCGAUGGCCUCAGGAGAAUUACUGCCGUUACCCCGAUCUCGAGGGCAUCGAGCUUGCCGCCGAUGAGACUCAUGACAUGGCCGAGGCCAUCAGCUGUCUCUCCAAAGUCCGUAACCUCGGAAUCUGUUGCGACGCCGGCUUGGGCUUUCUCCUCGGCCCCGAUCGCGUCGCGAAAGGCGCUUUUGCUGCGCACGGCGUCUUUGGCACCGAGGACUGGCGCCGUAGGAAGGUGCUGCAAUCCCCUAUGCCGGCCCGCCUCAUCGUCGCUAUUAACAGUCUUGGGCGCACCGCGGGCCCUGAUGCACAGGCUGGUGCAGCUUUCCUUCGCUACGAGACACUGGCCAGGAUGAUGAUGGCCGCCGGCUUCUCGGGCACCGCCCAAGUUGAUGAGGCCAUGCGCGUCAUGGCCGCCACUGAAGAUACAACUGUCGAGCAGAUCGAUCUCGACGGCAUUCCUGCCGCUCCUCGGCCCCCAGAACUCGAGCCUGAUUUCCUCCUGACCGAUGACGAUACGCACCAAUUCUUGGAGUCGAGGGUGUCUGACCGAGAGCCACGAUUCCUCAGCCCUGCCGCCCUCACUGUGGCCCAAACGGAGAUGCUUCUCGAGUUGGACUGGGCACACCGUGCAAUGAUCCAGUCCUACGUCAUUGCGCUCAUGGACAACGCCCGGACGGGCGUUCUCAACAACGUCACAACUCUGAGCAUCGCCAAGAUUCCGAGCAGCCACAUCAAGAUUCUAUGCCGCGACGACCUCUGGCAGAGCCUGCCCCAGCUCAAGAUCGUCUCACUGGGCGUUAUUGCCGACUGGAGGGAGAUUUGCGCAACAGAGGAUGGCUCUGCCCAGGGCAGAUCUUUGAGUCCCACGGACGCCGUCGGCAAGGUCUUCGAGCUGCUCAACUCUCAUAUUGGAAGGCAAACCAACAUUGAGAGCCUUCACUUCGAAUGGAUCUGCGGCGGCGAAUUUGGCCCGAGCCGAUACCAGCGCAAUCAGUACAUCCUACCGGCGCCUUUCUUUCAGCAGCCGGAAAACAUGGCGAGACUGAACAGCCCCAGAAUCCAUGCGGACGACAUCCUUCGUCUCCCGCACGUCGUACACCUCUCAUUGAAAAAUUGCUGGGCAUCCCCCCACGUCAUGAUUCAAGCUCUACGCCAGUUCGCUCUCUCGUCCUUGGAGAAGCUUGAGUUUGAGUCGGUGUCCCUUUGCGGGCCUCCAACCACGACGUCCCAGCCAUCACUCGCCUGGGACCUCUUUCACGUUCGAACCUUCCCUCACCUCGGCUUGUUCCAAGCUGCUCCGGUGCAGCCUGCUUCUACCAAUCCGUCCCAUGCAAUGUUCAACACUCACGCUGUGCCCCCUCCGGCGGACUCCCAAAACCCCCUUACAAGUGCGAAUCCGUUGCCUUCUCAGGUGCUUCUGGACAUAACGGGACCCGGAAUUUUCUCGUGGUCCGGGCUCAUCGAAUACUUCUCUCCUGGGGCCAAGAUCAGUCAGGGACCAAGCGAGGAUGCCGACUCAUCGGAUGAUGAGGGUGAGGUGGGGGAGCUGCUUCCCAAUCGUUUGCUGGCCUAUCUGCGGCAAGAUACACUACAUCGCCCAGCAGGUGAGCGAUAUCAGCUGCGGUCGAUAUCGUUCAAGUCGUGCGGUUAUGUCUCCAUCGACCAACCGCACAUCGAUACGCGUUCUCUGGUGGCCAGAAGACGCCAGUUGUUGCCCAACCCUCACGCUCAGGAGGCAAUGUAUCCCAGCGAUCACAUGCAGCGAUGUACGGAUACUUUGCUGGGGCUCAUUAUUCCCCGCCUCCCUGCUCAGGACUACAUCAAUCUGCAUUACGGCUUCGGUAUGACCUUUGGAUGGCAGGGGAUCUACGACGGACGAAUCAUACAGGAUGCCGUUAAGGACGGUAUCGAAAGGCCCGGUGUUGGGCGUUUCUCUGGUAUUCUCGAGGGUGACGGAAACGUCAUUGAGUGA